Scophthalmus maximus (turbot) is the source of this 1778-nucleotide messenger RNA. It is a transcript of the gene igsf5b, whose product is annotated as immunoglobulin superfamily, member 5b. Bases 277 to 1359 code for a protein of 360 amino acids. Gene Ontology annotation, biological process: cell-cell adhesion. Lineage: Eukaryota; Metazoa; Chordata; Actinopteri; Pleuronectiformes; Scophthalmidae. The transcript is spliced from 10 exons. The record is from RefSeq and is a predicted model, not a curated record.
GGGUGGGGGCCCGGUCGUGGGACCCCUGGGAACUGGGGACUCACAUUGUUUGCAGUGUGAGUCACUCUGUGUACUCUGCGUCUGCAAAGGACAAAGUUCCGACGCACUCUGGUCAAUGUUUAACGGGACGGUUCUGUGGGCGACAUGGCAGAGCAGCAGGCGUGAGGAGCAACUGUUGACAUGUGUCCACUGUGUGUGUGAGCCCCUCGCUGCUGACACACACACACACACACACACACACACACACCAGACUGAGGUUCCGUCCGGUAUUGGACGAUGGUGGUUCGUCUGUUGGUGCUGCUGCUACUUUCGUGCGGAACUCAAGCCGGAGCUCAGAUGACGCUGGCGCCUGGAGCGCUCACCGUCCUGCGAGGGGACGAGGCGCGGUUCACCUGCAGCACCUCCGACGCCCGGUGGACCGUGAUGGUGUGGCUGCUGAACGGCACCGCUGUGCUCACCGUGUCCAAGUCGCACGGCGUCCUGCCGUCCACCGGCACCAACGUCACGGCCGAGCCCGCCUCCGGCUCGAAGGGGGACGGCUGGACGUUUGUCCUGAGGAGCGCGGAGAGGCGCAGCCAGGGACAAGUCACCUGUGACCUUCAGGGCAUCGACAGGAAAACGGCAAACCUGUUUGUACAAGAGAAGGGCGUGGUCCGAGUCUCCGGGGACGACCAGUUGGCCCUCAAGGGGCAGCCGGUGCAGUUCGAGUGCCAAGCAGCGGGAUGGUUCCCUGAACCCCGUCUGCAGUGGCAGGUGAACGACAGAGAGGUGAGCGAGGGCGACUACAACGUCAGCAGUGAAGAGUCGGGGAAGAGCCUCUUCACCGUGAGCAGCAACCUCAGUGUGACGGCGGCGAAGAGCUCUCGUGUGGACUGUCUGGCGUCGGUGUCCGGCCUCCGCACGCCGCUGAAGAGCAGCGUGCGCCUGACAGUGGUUGCAGAGGUGCUGCAUGACGACGCAGACGACUGCACCGUCCCGCUGGCGCUGACCGCCUCCCUCUCCGCUCUCCUGCUGCUCCUCCUGCUCUGCGUCUGCAUCGUCCUCUGCCACCGACAGAGGAGACGAGCAAGAUCAAGUACACCAGAGGCCACAUGGUUCGACCAAUCGGUGGUGGGGAUAAGCUCGGUUGCUGAGGCGACGAGGGGGAAGGUCAACCUGGGAUACUCCAGUGAGGGUCACACAGAUGCAGAUUACAAUGAGCUAAUCAUGGAAAUCCGUAGAAAGAUGGACUUUGACAGCUUUCACAAGGUCCCUGAUGUGGUUCACUCCAGCGGUCCGGCGCCGCAGAGCGAGAGCCGAGUCCAGGCGAGUCCGUCGGAGGGAAACCCCACGAGCGUCAGGAGAAUCACCACAGUUUGACUAAGUUUUUUUUUAAUAUAUGUGAUGUGAUAAAUACCGUGUUGAUGAAAACGGUAUAGUAUUUUACAUGUAUAGUAUUCACAACUGGUGUUUUUAUGGUAUUACUGAAUUUUUCGUAUCGAUUCGAAGCAAAUAUUACGUGAUAUUGAGUAUUUUUCUGAGUAUUUUUUCCCCCCAAAGAUGUUAUGAAGCAAUUUUUGUGUGAAUCCUCAAAAAAAUGUAAAUUGUUUUUGAAUUUAUAACAUUGUAUUUUUAAUAAAUGUGUUAAUAGUGUGUUUCUUGACCUUUUUCACUUCCGUUCACCUCCUCCUACCUGAGCGUCUGGUGGAUGUAGUUCCUGCUUCUACUUUUUUUCUUUUGGGGUAUUGGAUCUACAAUUUCUCUGCUUGCGAAUAAAAAUGUAACCCUUUUGUUUAUGA